GGAUUCUUUGGAAAUUCAGUAUCAGAAAUUCAUUAUCAUUGUGGACUCCUUCAAAUCCGACGUAAUCAGCGUUCAAAAUGGCGAGGACAAAACAUGAAUUCAGGAUUUGAGGUUACCAUUACAUAUUCAGGCAAAAUUAAGUCUAAUAGUUCAACUCGAUCGGGUAGUUCAUCACUUAGUGAAGAAUCACCAUGUCAUGAAGUAACAGUUGGACAUAAUAUUAUCGGAAUUACACCAGAUUUCCAAAUGACAUCACGACUUGAACGAUUAUUCACGGAUAAUUAUGAAACAUUGUCUAAAGGGCUCGAUCUAGUUCAAGCGAUGAUGCAACAAUAUAGGGACUAUUAUAAAGACGAAGCGGUUAAAAAAAUGGAAACAUUAUCAUAUGGAUUCUUUAUAAAUGUAUAUGAUAAUCCAUCAAUACCAUUAGAAUCAUUACCAGCAUUAUUGAUGGCAACCGAAACAAACGAAAAAGUUCGAGCUAUUCCAGAAACCGAAUAUCCAUCGCUUAUUUAUUUAUAUGAAAGAAUGAGAAUAAUAAAUUUAUCAAGAGUUCAUCAAUGGUGGUACCUAUUUUGGGAAGAUCUUUGGAGAAAGAAUCAACAAGAAAUUGAAGAUUUGAGAAAAUAUCCACAAGAUUUUUCACCAAUUUAUAGAACUAGUUUAUGUUAUAGACCAAUGAUAAGGUUAGAGUUGGAAGAAUUUUUACAGAAACGUGGUCUUUGGAAAAAUGAAGGACGUGAUGGGUUCUUGCAUUCAGGAAUUUUAAAUAGGAUUUACUUGUAUUUGAAUAAUGUGGUAUUUGGAAGAAAUUCAAAAUCAAAACGAAGGAAUAGCAAAGGUGGAGUGGUGGAGGAAAUGCCGAGAACAUGGAGUAUAAUAAAAGGAAAUAGUAUUGAUAGUAACGAGUAUACAUUACGUGAAAAAGAUGUGAAAACUAUAAAAGAUCGAAUGAUGAUAAUGAAAGAUUUGAUGUUGAGACGGGAAACAAAACUUUCUAAAACUAGACCUUUCUUU
Racocetra persica is the source of this 1017-nucleotide messenger RNA. NCBI's taxonomy places the organism in Eukaryota, Fungi, Glomeromycota, Glomeromycetes, Diversisporales, Gigasporaceae. The record is from the annotation of a GenBank genome assembly.